AUGGCUAGUAGAGUUACCGGUACCUGCUGUACGGCGUCCGUGGAGCGUGCUGGUCUGCCCGGUCUUUUGCGAGACCUGCAGCGUCUCUCUGAAGACCAGGACUCUGCUGACAUCGUGUUCAUACUCGGAACUGCUGAGGAAAAGGUCUAUGCCCACAAGAUUAUAUUAAUAGCCAGAUGUAAAAGCUUUCAAAACACGAAACGAGGUGAAAUAUGCCGAAUCCCUGGCUGCACUGUGUCGCCAUCUGCCGGAUCACAACCGACACCGAUACGCAUGCCACACGUGCAACCAGAAACCUUUCGACUUUUCAUACAAUAUGUGUACACGGGAAAACUGUUACUUCAAGAUUCUGGUGUAUUUGAAAUGAUGACAUUAGCAGCAGAUCUAGGAGUGGAAGAUCUCCGAGCAGCUUGUGAAGACCACGUUACAUCCACCUUAAGUGUUGAGAGUGCUUGUACUUUGUUAGCUGCUGCUAUGGAAAUUCAAGAUAGACCAGGAGGCAAAAGUGCAUCGUCUUUCAUGGAACGCUGCAUAGCGUUUAUAGGGGACAAUGCAGCGGACUGCGUGAAGACAAACUCUUUCCUAAAUCUGCCGAAAGAUGCUCUCAUCAAGCUCAUAUCUUCAGACUUUUUGUGCCUGGAAGAAGAAGAGGUGUGGCGCUGCGCACUGGCUUGGGCCAAGCAGCGCGCCGGCGUCACGCAGCCCACCGCGCACUGGACCGAGGAGGAGCGCGCGCGCGUCUGCGCGCACCUCGCGCCGCUCAUGGCGCACGUGCGCCUGCUGCUCAUCGAUAGUACGGUUUUCGCGGAGGAGGUGGAGCCGACUGGUGCUGUUCCCAUGGAACUCUCGCUAGAGCGCUACAGACGAGCAGCACUGCACGCCGCGCCGCGACCCGAGCGACACGAACCUCGUAUUGAGCCCGACAAGCGCACACAGCCGCGGUUGGCAGUGAACAUGUUCGCUGGCUCUGUGAUCCUGCAACAAGAUAAGAGUGCAUUCCAGUCUCUUAUUAACAGCUGGUGCGGUAGUCCGAAGCAGUCGUGGCGACUAGUGUUCCGCGCAUCCACGCAUGGCUUCUCCGCGCAGGCCUUCCACUCGCACUGCGACGGCGUUGCGCCCGUGCUAUUGCUGCUGCAGCCGGCGCGCGGCCCCCCGCUGGGCGGGUUCAGCAGCGCGGGCUGGGGGGCGGGCGCGGCGGGGGCGGGCGGCUACGUGCCCGCCGAGCGCGCCUGCCUGUUCGCGCUGUCCGACCCGCCCGCCGUCUACCCGCUGGCUAAGAAGGCCUUCGCGCUCUGCUACCACCCCGAUUGUGGUCCUAUCUUCGGUGCGGGCGCGGACUUGCUGGUGUCCAGCAACUGCCACGCCAACAGCGACAGCUACAGCAACCUUCACUCGUACGGGGACUCCCCGACGCCCGCCUCGCUUACACCUGACUACAACUUUACUGUCCGCGACUAUGAACUUUUUACACACGCUAACUAACCCCACUCGUUACAACCACUACCCUUUCUUAAUACCUCUAUCUGAUCUCAUCGCGUCUUCGGUCACUAUAUAUACCCUUCUCUAACACCCUCUGCUAUAAAAUAUAAAUAUAAUAAAAUACAAAAUUGUACACCAAAAAAGGGAUAUUUUACAUCAAAAAACUAUAUGAAUGAAGGAAAACAUAGUCAACCUUUCCAAAGGUAAAUAUUAUCUAUUAUUAUUUGAGUCUAGUAACACUUCUACAUACUGUCAUAUUGACCCCUCUCCUCCUCUAGACUUUGCCACUACCUUCCCUUAUACUAUCUGCUAUACAAAUUGUUAUAAUUUCUGACUAUUAACACCUAUAUACAAUCAAAACUAUCUGCUACCUACAGAUAACUACCACUACUGACUGCUACUCCUAUUAUUUAGAAAUAAAUAUGUUCUUAUAUACUUCAGUAUUGUUAUAUAAUUUAUUUACUCCUAGCUCUUAUUUUUUCUUUUAAUAGCAAAAGGCAAAUAGCUAAUCAUAUAAUAAGUCGUUUAUUAAAUUGUGUCAAUAUAAUGAAUAAUUGAGAAGAGUUAAUGACUUAUAAAUGCAUUAACCUAUACGGUUUACUCGUUCUAACUCUAAAAUAGCAAUAUUAACCUAAAGACAUUUGUGUGUACCGUAUAUUCAAAUAGGCAAAUCUAUUAGUACAAUAAAAGUAUUACGAAAGAAAAUUAUAAUUAUUAUUCUUAAAA
Melitaea cinxia (Glanville fritillary) is the source of this 2205-nucleotide messenger RNA. RefSeq names its product kelch-like protein 3. Lineage: Eukaryota; Metazoa; Arthropoda; Insecta; Lepidoptera; Nymphalidae. The record is from RefSeq and is a predicted model, not a curated record. Gene Ontology annotation, molecular function: protein binding. The coding region runs from base 1 to 1482 and encodes 493 amino acids. The transcript is spliced from 10 exons.